AUGCCUCGCCAACAAAUCAAUUUAGAUCCCUACCGGGAUGUGAUCAUAACUCUCUUCCACCACGGCAUCAGUAGCGACUCCAUUAGCCGCACACUCGAAAGUUGUUAUAAUAUCCAAGUCAAGGAACGAACCAUCCAGUCCCGCCUUCGCCAGUGGGGCAUCCGAAAGCGACACCAGACGACCACAGGCGAUGAGGCAUUGCAUGCGCGCAUCAAGAUGCUUUUCAUACAGGACAGGCUGACCGAUAAGGCUAUGCUCGAUAUAUUGCAUCAAGAAGGUUAUGGUAUCUCUGAACGCACCUUGCGCCGUCUACGGUGUAAGUUAGGACUCCAUUCCAGGGUCUCGGAGCCGGAGCAGCACCAGGAACAGGAUCAGAUGCAGAUGCACAUGAUUGUCUCACAUUCUCGGGCAGAGGAGCAAUUGGUGUGA
Messenger RNA from Penicillium griseofulvum, 429 nucleotides. Its product is annotated as Clr5 domain-containing protein. Lineage: Eukaryota; Fungi; Ascomycota; Eurotiomycetes; Eurotiales; Aspergillaceae. The coding region runs from base 1 to 429 and encodes 142 amino acids. The transcript has a single exon. The record is from RefSeq and is a predicted model, not a curated record.